CUAAAAAGAAGCCGGAAGUGGCCCUGGCACUUCCGGCACAGGAAACUCCUUGCGAUCGCUGCCGCCCGUUUUGACAGGCGCGGUCCCUGCGAAUAGAUUUCUCCUUUCGCCUUCCUCUGGUCUAACCUCCACACUCAUUUGCAGCUGCCGUUCUGAAACUCUUGUCUCCGAAACCGCCCCUUCCCCAUGUUCCGGGGCAGGUGUCCUGAAAGCGAAGACCCUCUUGCCGGUACCCCAUCAUGUCCGAACUGACUAAAGAGCUGGUGGAGCUGGUGUGGGGCACCAAGAGCAGCCCCGGUCUCUCUGACACCAUUUUCUGCCGUUGGACACAAGGGUUUGUGUUUAGUGAAUCAGAGGGAUCUGCAUUAGAACAGUUUGAAGGUGGCCCCUGUGCUGUUAUUGCACCUGUUCAGGCAUUUCUUUUGAAGAAGCUCCUGUUUUCUUCUGAGAAGUCUUCUUGGAGGGAUUGCCCAGAGGAAGAGCGGAAGGAACUCCUUUGUCAUACCUUAUGUGAUAUUUUAGAAAGUGCUUGUGACAGCUCUGGGCCAUACUGCUUGGUUUCAUGGUUGAGAGGAAAGACAACUGAGGAAACUGCUAGUAUUUCUGGGAGUCCUGCAGAGUCUAGUUGCCAAGUGGAACAUUCUUCUGCCUUGGCUGUGGAAGAGCUUGGCUUUGAGCAAUUUCAUUCAUUAAUUCAAAAAAGAUUAUUUAGAAGUUUAUCAGAACUAAAAGAUGCUGUCUUGGACCACUAUUCAAUGUGGGGAGGCAAAUUUGGAGUGUUGCUUUUUCUGUAUUCUGUAUUACUCACAAAGGUUUGUUUAAGAAGAUGCUUCUUCUGGCUUUUAUUAACAAGGCCUGAGAGAAAACUUCUUGGUAUACAUGAACAAGCAGCUGUAGGAUUCUUAACAUUAAUGGAAGCUUUAAGAUACUGUAAGGUUGGUUCUUACUUGAAAUCUCCAAAAUUCCCUAUUUGGAUUGUUGGCAGUGAAACUCACCUCACCGUAUUUUUUGCGAAGGAUAUGGCUUUAGUUGCCCCAGAGGCACCUUCAGAACAAGCCAAGAGAGUUUUUCAAACCUAUGAUCCAGAAGAUAAUGGAUUUAUACCUGAUUCACUUCUAGAAGAUGUGAUGAAAGCGUUGGACCUUGUUUCAGAUCCUGAAUAUAUAAAUCUCAUGAAGAAUAAAUUAGAUCCAGAAGGAUUAGGAAUCAUAUUAUUGGGUCCAUUUCUUCAAGAAUUUUUUCCUGAUCAGGGCUCCAGUGGUCCAGAGUCUUUUACUGUCUACCACUAUAAUGGAUUGAAGCAGUCAAAUUAUAAUGAAAAGGUCAUGUAUGUGGAGGGGACCGCGGUUGUUAUGGGUUUUGAAGAUCCCAUGCUCCAGACGGAUGACACUCCCAUUAAACGCUGUCUCCAAACCAAAUGGCCAUACAUUGAAUUACUCUGGACCACAGAUCGCUCUCCUUCACUAAACUGAUUUGCUUAAGUAUUUAUUAUGAGGAAGAUUGUAGCAGAUGUUGAAAGAGUGAUGCAAGACUGGCGAUUGGCUAAAUUAUGCCAUACACUGGUAUCGUUGAUUAACUGUAAAUAACAAUUAAAAACACAUUUUCAGUAUUUAAGAAAUGUUUAAAUUAUUGUUUAAAGCUUUAUGUUAAAGGUCCCCUAUUUUAUGUGAAAUUUACUAGCAAAAUUAAACUUUAAAGUUUAUCACUUUGCAGCCUGACAAUGGGUCAGUUAUCAGAUUACAAACAUAAUAGUACUAUAGCAUUUGUAAAUUGAGUAUCAAAGUUAUUUAUAAAUUUAUCCUUUGGGAUUUUAUUUCAUUCAGGCACAUUUUAUUGUUUAAACAUUUCUGGCUUCAGCCUCCACACUGAAAUGCAAAAGACUUCAUCUUUGUUAUUUCUCUUCUACAAUCUGGUUUCCAUUAGAACAAAUUACCAACCUGGAUACUUUGACAACUGACUUAGCUCUAGCAUGUUUAUAGAAAGUAGAAACUAUAAGGGAACAUUACAAUUUAUUCACAGAUAGAAGAGGAUGGAUUUUUAAAAAUAAUAGGAAAGAGAAUCUGUCUGAUAGUCUUAACACUGUUAACUUCCACUGUAUUGCCAAAUAUACUUUUCCAAAUUUGUCCCAACAGCCUUCUAAGCCAGCUCUCUUGUGUAUUUAUAAAUGUGAUAAAUGCAUGAGAACAUCUGUUAUUAUAUUAGUAUAUUGCAUUAUUUAUGAUCCUAGUGGAUGGACUGAAUAAACACUUUUUUUUUCUUUUAACAGUAA
Molecule: messenger RNA, 2269 nt
Organism: Manis javanica (Malayan pangolin)
Lineage: Eukaryota; Metazoa; Chordata; Mammalia; Pholidota; Manidae
Source: RefSeq, a predicted model, not a curated record